UAAGGUGAGGGUUAAAACCUACCAACUUUGUAAGGUGAGGGUUUAAAACCUAUCAACGUUGUAAGGUGUGGCUAUGGCACCGGUUGCUCAUGGCCCGAAGGCUUUCUCUCGACAGAAAAAUUUCCCAUUCCCUCUACUACUUUGCUGCGAAGAUAACGUCUUUUGGAUAUCCUGCUUCAACCGACAAGUUUUUCAGACAUUUCUCUUCUUUAUUGACUCUUCAUCUCGAUCACAGUUUCAACGACGAAAUCCUCUAUUACAGCUUCUACCCAGAUUCUUUUUAUGCUUAUUUAAUUGAUAAUUCAACUCAAAAAAGACACUUGAAUCAAAUCCAUGCCCGGUUACUCGUUUUGGGAUUUCAGAAAAGUGGUUUCUUGAUCAAGAAGCUCAUAAAUGGUAGUUCAAAUAUUGGGGAAAUCGGCUAUGCCCGUAAGAUGUUUGAUGAUUUUGCCGAACCUGAUGUGUUUUUAUGGAAUGCUGUUAUUAGGGGUUAUUCAAAGCAUAAUAUGUUUGUUGAUGCUGUUGAAACGUACUGGAGGAUGCAAUUCAAUUGGGUUAGUCCUGAUGGGUACACUCUCCCUCAUGUGCUCAAAGCUUGCAGUGGCUUGCCAGCUCUUGAAAUGGGUAGACAAGUACACGGGCAAAUCUUCAGGCAUGGGUUUGAAUCAGAUGUCUUUGUUCAAAAUGGUCUUGUGGCCUUCUAUGCCAAAUGCGGCCAAAUUGCCCGAGCUAUGACUGUGUUUGAUGGGUUACAUGAUAGUAACGUUGUCUCUUGGACCUCAAUUAUUUCUGGGUAUGCUCAGAAUGGCCAGCCAAUGGAAGCUUUGAGGAUUUUCAGUGAAAUGAGGAAAACGAAUGUGAAACUGGAUUGGAUUGCUCUUGUAAGUGUUCUCAGGGCAUAUACUGAUAUAGAGGAUCUGAAUCAUGGGAAAUCUGUUCAUGGUUGUGUGAUUAAGAUGGGUCUUGAAUUGGAACCUGACUUGCUCAUUGCUUUGACUGCUAUGUAUGCAAAGUGUGGGCAAGUAACAACUGCCAGAUUGUUAUUUGAUAUGAUGAAGAUUCCAAAUGUGAUUUUGUGGAAUGCCAUGAUCUCUGGCUAUGCCAAGAAUGGUCAUGCUGAGGAAGCUGUAGAUCUUUUCCGUGUGAUGAUUUCUAAAAACAUCAGAGCAGAUUCCAUAACAGUGAGGGUUGCUAUUGUAGCUUGUGCUCAAGUCGGUUCUCUUGAUUUAUCAAGGUGGAUGGACAAUUAUAUCAGUAAGAGUGAGUAUAGAGAUGAUCUUUUUGUGAACACAGCUCUGAUUGAUAUGCAUGCGAAGUGUGGAAGUUUAGACAUGGCUCGCACAGUUUUUGACAGAACACUUGAGAAAGAUGUUGUUGUCUGGAGUGCCAUGAUUGUGGGAUAUGGAUUGCAUGGACGGGGUCGAGAAGCCAUUGAUCUUUACCAGGCUAUGAUGCAAGCUGGAGUGUGUCCUAAUGAUGUCACUUUUAUUGGUCUUCUCACCGCAUGCAACCAUUCAGGACUUGUAGAGGAUGGAUGGUGGAUUUUCCAUUGUAUGAAAGAUUAUAAAAUUGAACCUCGCCACCAGCAUUAUGCUUGUGUAGUUGAUCUUCUUGGGCGUGCUGGUUAUCUGGAUCUAGCCUAUGAUUUUAUUAUGAAAAUGCCAAUUGAACCAGGUAUUACUGCAUGGGGAGCACUUCUAAGUGCUUGUAAGAUCCACCGCAAUGUGCAACUAGGCGAGUAUGCUGCAAAGCAGCUUUUCUCACUGGAUUCAUGUAAUACAGGGCAUUAUGUGCAGCUCUCUAAUCUCUAUGCUUCAGCCCGAAUGUGGGAUCAUGUGAGAAAGAUACGCAUACAGAUGAGAGAGAAAGGACUAAGCAAGGACCUUGGUUAUAGUUUGGUUGACAUCAAUGGAAAACUUCAAGCAUUUCGUGUGGGAGACAAGUCACAUCCGAGAUACAAGGAGAUCUAUGAGGAGCUUGAGUCAUUAGAGAGAAGGUUGAAGCAGGCUGGAUUCAUUCCACACAUAGAUUCUUCCUUGCAUGAUCUGAAUAAUGAAGAGAUAGAGGAAACGCUUUGCAAUCAUAGUGAAAGGCUUGCUAUUGCCUUUGGGCUAAUAAGUACUCCCCCUGGAACUACACUCAGGAUAAUAAAGAAUCUGCGUGCAUGUGUUAACUGUCAUGAGGCUAGCAAGCUCAUUUCAAAGCUUGUUAACCGGCAGAUUGUUAUGAGGGAUGCUAAUCGAUUUCAUCAUUUUAAGGAUGGAGUUUGUUCUUGUGGAGAUUAUUGGUAAGAAAAAAAAAAAAUUACAGGCUCUAGACAUUUACCUAAGUAUUCUGAUAAAUUUUUUUGGUUGAACUCACAGUAAUGAAGGUUAAACAGAAAU
Molecule: messenger RNA, 2384 nt
Organism: Rubroshorea leprosula
Lineage: Eukaryota; Viridiplantae; Streptophyta; Magnoliopsida; Malvales; Dipterocarpaceae
Source: the annotation of a GenBank genome assembly